Messenger RNA from Mercenaria mercenaria, 3786 nucleotides. RefSeq lists its product as uncharacterized. NCBI's taxonomy places the organism in Eukaryota, Metazoa, Mollusca, Bivalvia, Venerida, Veneridae. The transcript has 2 exons. The record is from RefSeq and is a predicted model, not a curated record. The coding region runs from base 205 to 2361 and encodes 718 amino acids.
UGACAGGUUGUAACACCUCAUAAUAUACACUUACCACUUUUUUCGUGUUUGUCGGGGUAUACUACAAGGUGACCUAGUGCUACCCGUAUUAUUUAAUAAGGGGAUUGUUGUGGCUUCGACUUAUUGAGGGAAACAUUGUUUGGAAGUACGCUCCUUCGUAUGAAGUUCGAAGAGUGAAGGAGAAAGUAUAUCCCCUGAGAGAAGAUGGUGUUAUUUGUGACAGUGCUUUUUACAGUGCUUAGCUACACUGCAGCCACAAAUUUUCGGCAUGUCUAUCCACGACCUUUCAGCCCGAGGAGUACGAAUUUUGCUCGUGGGCAAAUAGGACUGCUCGAACCCCGCCCUGUGUCACGCAUUACACCGAGAAUCCUGCCGAGGUUGCCUCCAUCAAAAAGCGUGGUCUGGAUAAAGAAGUUCGAUCCUAGGACUGGAGCUUGGAUAAAGGUUAUGAAAGGAAAGCGUAAUGUAUUUGGCUCGGCGGUUCAUCAUCAUUUUGCGAAAAAGGCACAUAUUGCAAGAAAAUUGAGGAUGAAUAACAUUAUCAGGGCAAGAAAUCUCGUUCGAAUUAAUAAUAUUAGAGGUGGGUUACUGGCAGUUGCCAGGCAACGUGAUGAAGAUGAUUUUCCUAGAGUCCCAGCAAGGAUUUUAGGCCAACGUCGUGGAGGAGGUUAUCGUAGAUAUAAUAGAAAACCAAAAAGAAUGAAUAAGAUCCGCCCCAGAGAUGGAACCGGUGGCAUCCUCGGACAAAGAAUCAAUCGGCAGUUUAAUCCUUUAUGGAGAAACAGACGACCACAUCUUAGAAGAAACAUUAAUCUGAGGUCUAGAGAUGAUGGUGAUUUCUUUGAUGAUUUUAUGGACAAUGAUCGUCAUGAUUUUGAAGACUUCAAUGAAAUCGAUGAUUCCUUUGAUGAUCGGUUUGAUGGUGGAUUUAGAAACACACAUUCGUUGUUAAACUCCGGAUCAAACUUAGUGCGAGCAGAUAUCAGAGGACGGCAGAUUUCAGUGCCACAGAAACCUUUGUCAAAACCGAAAAAUCCGUCAAUAGUGGGAGAUGUCGCUGGAUUCCCGCGGAAAGGUUAUUAUUCCAAAAUGAACAGUAUCCCUAGAACGGAUAUUAACACAAUAGGUACAGGUGGUGCACAGACUGGGGCAUUUAAACCAUCAGAUAGAAUAAGAAACAAUUUAAAUACAGCGAUUCUUGGAACUUUUGACAGGAAAAGGAAAGUACCUUUUCAAGGAAUGCGUGGUAUAGGUGACGUCCGUUUCACUGGAAUGCGGGGCGUGAGUGAUGCGGGUAUUUUGGGCAGUCAGCAAAAUGGAUUCGAUGCAAACAAUGGUGACAUAACUGGUUUGAUGAAUGAACCCAUUUCUGUUAGAAAUAGAAUGUUAGAUUCCCCUCUAAUACCUUCUGCAGAUAGAAACAUUCGAUUUCCACCUACAGGAGUUGUCGGUCUCGCAGGUGAUGACCGACUACCUGACGGCCUAUUGCAUGACUUUGGUGAUGUAGAAGACCUUAGCGGUAUUGAAAACAGACUGGACCUUGUAACAGAUGCAUUGAGCCACCUGAAUGAUAGGCUGAAUCUUAAUGAGCGUUUGGAUCUGGAUGACCGAUUAGACUUUGAUGACAGGCUAAACGACCGGUUAGGGAUGGAAAACAGAUUUGAUGAUCGAUUAACACAAUUAGCCCAUGUUCAAAGCGGAGUCAAUGAUGAAAUUUUAGACAAACCUCAUAUUGCUAAAGCUAUUGAUGAAUUUGAUAGAGGCGAUGUGGAUGUUGAAGGUGAUAUUGGUCAUCUCAGACAUGACGAAAGUCCUAUUGAUGGUUUGGAGCUGCUUGGGCCCAGCAGGUGGAGUGAUAUCAUAACUGAAUUAACGAACGCAGCCACGCACAAUCAAAUAUUUGAUCAAGAACCACGAGAGAGCGUUCCUGUAUUUCCAGUCAAUCCUCACUCGUCUGCUGAACCCAGUACAUUAGGCGGAAAUGACGUCACUACAGACCGCAACAACGGACUAGGAACAGGUUCUCUGGCACUACUGGGAAUUGACCCUGGAACCUUCACAACUGACCAUCCGCCACCGAUUCCAUUACCUGAAAAAUCUGAAACGAUGACAAAGACAAGUUCUCUAGAUUCUUUGACAAGUACAAAAAUAGCCGUGGGUGAUGAUUCCACCCAGACCAUUCUAACUACAAAAGCGUCGCAAAAUGGCAACCCAGCCAGCUCAAAACAGUUCAUUUCUGAAAAUAAUGUGCGAAUCCCUACAAAAGACAUUGCGAGCGCCUCCGAACAAAUGGCUAUGUUUGGUGCGUUAGACAGUUUGGAUUUUGGAAACGACAGCUUUGAUGAAGAUUUAAGAAUUUGAUAUUUCAUUCUAAUUAUUUUUUUGGUAUAAAUUUAUGUGAUAAGUUAAUAACCGUACUCAAAUUAUAGCAUAAAGAGUAGAAUUUUAGUCAACGUUUAUAUCAGCUGUAAGAGAUUCCUACAGAGAAAAAUAACAAUAGAUCUAACACGAUCCGGUUUAUUUCCUUAUUGAACAAAAAAAAAAAAAAAAAAAAGAAGACGGAGAGUGACGAUAUUAUGUAACAAAAUAUUUGUUUAUUAGCUUUGUAUCGAGAAAUAUUUAGGAGUUCUGCAAUUAUAUUGUGCGAUUUUAUUGUGCGAUUUUUGGAGUGCAAUAUUACUCCGCUAAAAAACGAAUGCAUAUUUUUCGCCGGAAAGCUAAUGAUCGCAUAUCAUACGUAUCUAAACAUAUUAAUUUUACAAUAUAUCUAUUAUGAAUUUGUUCAAAAGCCUAAAUUAUAUUGACAAAAAUGAAGUCUUUACACAUUCAAAUGACGUCACUCACCCGACACGAAACUCAGACGUCAAUAUUGAGUCUUGUUCUGUUGUAAAUUAACGGACAAUAAAAAAAAGUAUGUGAUACUUCUAGUUAUUAAUUUAUAGCACCAAUCUUUGAUUUCUUGUUAGAAUAGAAAUAGUAUAUAUCUCAAACAGUGCUUUUGCUCUUAAAUAAAAUCACUGUUUGCCGUUCCGAUCCGUAUUAUGAUGUCUCGUGAUAUAAUCCUUCCGCAUCUGAACUCCAGACAUUAAUUUAGUCAACGACAAAUCUCUGUUUAAUAUAAUUAUAUGACUUCUUAAACAACAGAUAUUUAGCGGGUUUUAUUUACCUUUUGGGGUUUAAUUUAAGGUCGAAACAGAUACGUCUUCUGCUUCAUCCAAAAGGUAUUUAAUAGUUUAUUUUCAGUUUAAAUAAAAAUAAAACUACCAAAAAAAAAAAAAAAUGAAACAGCUUUCUCCCAGGUGCUAUCAAUCUCAGCUAUAUGCAAACAAAUGUAAAUAUUAGUGUUAUAUAAUUAGCAUGACUGAUAACUUAUUGUGAAAUAACUGUGAGUGAUGCCCCAACGUGACUAUGUUAGCGUUUAUCUACUUGCAUGGCAGGACCAGUGUCUCAGAUUGUAUGUACAUGCUUUGUAACCUAUUCAUCAUUCCUUUCACUGUACAAUAUAAACCAACUCUUUUUUAUGUUUCUAAGGCUUGUUUUUUUUUCUUUUUAUUUUAUUUCUUUCUAUUUUAUUUUCUUAUCAGGAAAUAAAUAUAUCCGUUUUGAUUUAAAACAUUGCGUUUGGCUUUCAAGUUGAUAAGAAAAAAAUUACCCAUUUGAUGUUAUUUUUCCUUGUUAACUGUCAAAAUCAGUUUAAGUAGAUGUAUUACUUUCCUUGUUGAGUUAUUUAUAAUUACAUGUUAUUUAUUUAUUUGAGCAUAUUGUAUGUUAAUAAAAUAUCAUUCU